Molecule: messenger RNA, 168 nt
Organism: Acaulospora colombiana
Lineage: Eukaryota; Fungi; Glomeromycota; Glomeromycetes; Diversisporales; Acaulosporaceae
Source: the annotation of a GenBank genome assembly
GUGUGCGCCUUUAUCGGUCAAGCAACCCUGGGCAUAAAUGCUGGAAAUUUGAACUAGGGUCACCAGAUGUUGGGCAUCCAGGAGCGGAGCGCUCACCCAACGAUAAAACUUCUCUUCUCCUAUACCAGCGGCGUUUUAUGGGCCGUAAUCAAAUAGGAGAUAUAGAAG